CACUUCUUUCCGACCUCCAGUCGCUUGUCUCUCGCCCUUCGAAAGGAAACGAAAGCACGCAGAGCUCGUUUUUCUUCCUUUUUUACAAACUACUACUCGCCUGGGCACGAACGGUCUCUUUCUCGGUUUUUUCCCCUCUCCCUGUCACCACAAGACGAAAUAGUAAUUUAAAAGGAAAAGAAAAGGAGGAGAAAAAGAAGACGAUGAACUUGAUGUUUUUAAGUUUGGACUUGCUCGUUGUGAGCUGCCUGUUUGUAACAGUGGAACCCAUCACAGGAGAAGUCUUCACUCCGCAAAAUGUGUCCAUACUGUGGGUUGAUGAUUUUCACCCAAAGUUGUCCUGGGAACCACCACCACAGUAUCCAGUGCCAAACCAGUGCCAAUAUAAUUUGAAUGUUUCCACUGAUGAAAAUGGGACUGACAGACAGACAUAUAAAAAGGUGUCAUCUCCAUGGACAGAAUACUUUACCAUGAAGGGAUUUUUGAAGUUUUCUCUUAAAGCUCUUUGUAACAAUACAGAGGGCAAGCCAGUGGUUGUCAGAGUCAACUACACAGAUCUGGUGAAGAAUUUUGAGUGCUACAGCGACAGCAGGAAACACGCUUUCUGCUCCUGGUCCUCAGCAAGUCCGGCUAAAGAUCUACGUUUUUACUACCAGUGUCCUGAUGAUAAUUGCAAUCUGACUGAAUUACAAGAAUGCUCGAGGUAUAAUUACACUGAUGGCGUGAGGACUGGCUGUCAUCUGGACACGGAGACCCAUUGCCACAUUGACAUGUUGUUAAAUGGAACAUUGGACAACAAACCUGUCAGGAACACCUUUAAGAAACUGCUCACAGAGAAGGUGAGACCACCCCCCCUUAUGUGGACAGUCACAAAAAGUGUGGAUAAAUUCAACCUUAAUUGGACUCCUCCUGACCUCAUCAAUCUAGAGUCCUGGAAAUUUAUCAUAAAUUACACUGUGUGUGAUAAGAACAAGACAAUAGAGAUACACGGGAAACGAUCAUACGACCUGGAGGUUACCCCUCACUGUCCACACCGCAUAGCCUUGAAAGCAUGGUUAGACAAUGGGGAGACACCGUGGACUGAAGAGAAGUAUUUUGAGGCAGACAGAGAUCCCAAUGCGUUUGUGUACCCAAUUGCUCUUGCCAUACCACUGGUUUUCUCCAUUUUGGCAGUUGGGAUUUUUGUGUGUUGGCGGAAAAACAAGGACCGCAUCUUCCCCAAAGUGCCGGCACCUGUGGAUUUCUUGACCAGCAUUUCUGACAACAACAAUAAGAAAACCUUGUAUGUGCCGACAGAGGACGUAGAAAGCUGCAACAUCUCCCUGGUCAUGGAGUCCAACACCGGCAAACAGUUCGAUUGACCCGAUUGAAGAAACGGUGACAGCUGCUGCCUUUCCAAGCUGAUUUUUUUAUAUUAAUGUUUUUUUUUUCAAGGUAAUGCAGAAGUGAGUUACAUGGAAUGAAUCGACAUCAGAACAGUUGAAAAACGUCCGGAGCUUAUCGCCACAUCAUGUUUACGAAGAGUGACUGUUCCUUUUUUUUUGGAAAUGUAGCGGUUGAACAAGAACAUGCAUUACCCAAGAGAUUAUGACUCACUGUGUUUUACUAAAUAUUUUACUGAUGUCGCGCUUCAGGCACUUUCCUGUGAAUCUCUUUGGACACAUGCAUCUUCAUACAGCCAUGUGCCAAUGAGAGAUGCUGAAGUUACACAGUUCCAGAUAUAUUUUUUUGUAGAAAAUUGCAAAUUUAUUUUGAAGUUGCUGAACAUUUGCUGAUCCCGGGUUGUUUAGUUUCUGUCUGCUUUGUGGAUGGUGGAUGUGAACUUUCACAAUGAAGAAGUGAACGUCAGUGAUGUCAAUGCGUCCUGUCGUCAGAUCCACUAGUCGCCACUGACAUGAACCGCGCCUUUCUCUUUUGAGAACAGUGAAGUUGUCGGUCUGCCGCUGGGUCUCGGGCAGCUUAUCGUUCCAAACCAAACUUCAAGUCUCACGAUUAACAGAUGAUAACACGCAGUCAAUGAGAAGCCACCAGCUCCCCAGCUCCGUGGGAUGAAAUUCCUGUUUCGGUCGAUGUAGUAAGGUGACUUUAGACCGAGUGAUAUUUUCAGUUCCCCAUUUAAAAAAAAUUUUAAAUAAAUUAAGUCUAAAGCGUCUUUCUAGGUACAACGGCCUGCUUCUCCAAAUCCUCCUUCUAAAAGUAGAAGAAGUGUGCUGAGCACGGGGAAGUAGCUUGUACACACAGGUGGAUCCCUUUAAUCCCUGGAAUACCUUAAAGCCCUGGAUCUGUUUCGCUGUUAAUCAGCAAGCACUGCCUAUGUACUCUGUAGCCCCCUACCUACUAUACGUGUUCUAGAUUAAACUCUAGCCUAGUGUAGUUUAGAAAUAUACAUUAUUAUUGUCAUCGUUUUGCUUUCAAUACUGAUCUAUCCAUUAACCCUUUACUAAAAAAAACAUGCUGGAUUUAUGUUAAUGUGCGUUUAAAGAUAUAUAUAUGUGUGUGUAUAUAUAUACAUAUAUAUGCAUUAAAUGAGCAUUAACUCAUAUGCAUUAAAUGAGAGCUAGUUCCAUGUAUGUUUACACCUCAAUAGUACAAGGUUUAAUGAAUGUAUCACCUGUGCAGCUGCAGGUGAUGGGUGUAGAAAAGUGAAAGAUGGCUUAAAAAAAAAAAAAAAAAUGACUCUAUGGCCAGUGCCAUGUUGUAAUUAUCCAGAACUGGCCAAAAAAAAAAAAAAAAAAAAAUGGGCGUCCUUGAAAGACCUGGAGGCUCCUCACUGAAAACCCUGGAGCCUGAGUGGGAUUUACCGUAAAGUCGCGGCCUCAUUGUAGGAAUACCUUCAUGACCUCGGACGCACCUGGGGUUUUUUUUUUUGUUGUUGUUUUAGUGUAGAGAUGAGAUAUGAUUAUUUGCACCACAUAAUAGCUUUAAUCUUACUUUUCGAAACCUGUUUACUCCUCAGUGUUUUGAUGUGAGCGAGCAUAAAAUGUUUAUUUUUUUAUCAUUUGUAGGUUUUAGUUGAAUGCACGAAUGUGACGCGUGUGAUGUCUGGUUGGUGACUGUAUUUUGGAACAGUUGUUGCGUAGUCUGUCGUCACUGUUUAUGGCCUGUCUUCGAUCAGAAUUGUAACUUUUUCUUUUGCACUUAAUUAAUUGGAUUUUUUUUUUUGCAGUAUGUUGAAAGGUUGUUCUGUAGUGGUUUUGGAUCAGAUGGUUCUCUACGUCCCCGCUUUGGUCCUGUUCUGUUGUGAGGUGUAUUAAGCUCUCGUGUAAAAGCACUGGUAUGUAUUCAAGAGACUAUGAAUGAUUUGCGGACCUGUGUGCGGUGGAUAAUGAUGGAUGCUUAACGUGAAUGGUUUCAAAUAUACUUUAUUCUUUUUUUCUUCUUUUUUUGUUAAGGGUGGGAGAUUUUUUUUUUUCUUCAUAUUUUCAGAUGCGGCUUUUGCACAAAAAUACAUGCUUUGUUUAACAUUAAUUAUCAGGCAUUUAUUUGGCAUUUAGAGGCAUUUUCAGGAAAGAUGCUUAGUAUGUAUCAGGAGCUAGCAGCAAGUUAGCUUAGCACAAAGUUUGUUACUAAUCAGGUCAAGUAUGUUUCAUUAGAUGUAUAUGUGGGAUUUAAUUGUCUCUUUAUCUAACUUGCUCUGUUUUCAUAUAUCAUGUUACUCUGUGUAAGAAAGCUGAUUUCUCUUUUGUCACAGACAUUCCUUCACACCAGUGUUAAAUAGAAAAAAAAAAUCAGAUUGAUCUGCUUUGGUAACUACCUGAGACCCGGCGUCCUCAUAUGGGGACAUCAUGUUUUAGGUUUGUAGCAGCUUAUUCAGCUUCAUUUAAACCUCAUAAUGAGAUUUAAGGGGUCAGUACACUUGUUUAUUUGUGCUUAUUAACUUUUCUAGUUUUAUGUGACAUGAAAAUUUGACAAAUUCACAAGUCCUCAUUUGAGGACGUCGGGAUUUCAUCUAUUCCAAUUCUGCUUUUGCAUUAAAAUAAACAGUUUUAAUAUACAGUGAAAUAAUCCCUGUUUUCACAUAUUUUUUUUUUUUCCAAAGAUUAUGCUUAUUGUUUGUACUUCUUAAGUCCUACUGAUCCCAAAUACAUGCAUUCCAAACUAAUGUUUGGGUCUCAGGAGGUUAAAUUAAAGUUGUGGCUUUGUAAUUAGAGUAUAAAGAAAUAAUAAAGAAAUUAUUCUGUAAAUAAACCGUUUUUUUUUGUGUGUUUUGCAUUAAAGUACUAUCGUAA
Mugil cephalus (flathead mullet) is the source of this 4229-nucleotide messenger RNA. RefSeq lists its product as uncharacterized. Gene Ontology annotation, molecular function: protein binding. The transcript is spliced from 10 exons. The record is from RefSeq and is a predicted model, not a curated record. Lineage: Eukaryota; Metazoa; Chordata; Actinopteri; Mugiliformes; Mugilidae. The coding region runs from base 204 to 1361 and encodes 385 amino acids.